This is a messenger RNA of Syngnathoides biaculeatus (alligator pipefish), 1478 nucleotides long. RefSeq names its product Voltage-dependent anion-selective channel protein 2-like. The transcript has 9 exons. Gene Ontology annotation, cellular component: mitochondrial outer membrane. Bases 223 to 1068 code for a protein of 281 amino acids. Gene Ontology annotation, molecular function: voltage-gated monoatomic anion channel activity. NCBI's taxonomy places the organism in Eukaryota, Metazoa, Chordata, Actinopteri, Syngnathiformes, Syngnathidae. Gene Ontology annotation, biological process: monoatomic anion transmembrane transport. The record is from RefSeq and is a predicted model, not a curated record.
UGGCUUCCGGGGACGCAAUUCCGGAAGUGGAGGCCGCUUCCUCUCGGCCUUCCUUGUCACUCUUCGCGGGACCGAGGCACCGCCACGGCGCAUGCGCAGCGCGUCUCCUUCACGGUGCCCUGCGACGGGGUUGGAGCAAGGCAGCGGUCCGCCCUCGCAGCAUCCUCGCGCCUCACGCCGCCAGGACUUCUUCGGCUGUCGCCCAAACGGCUCGCACGCACGAUGGCUGUGCCCCCUUCCUACGCAGACCUGGGCAAAGCUGCCAAGGACAUCUUCAGCAAAGGCUACGGCUUCGGACUGGUGAAGCUGGACCUGAAGACCAAAUCUCAAAGCGGCGUGGAGUUCAACACGUCCGGCUCCAGCAACACCGACUCGGGCAAAGCGUCGGGCAGCCUCGAGACCAAAUACAAGAUGAAGGAGUUGGGCCUGAGCGUCAACCAGAAGUGGAACACGGACAACACGCUGGCCACCGAGGUGGCGUUGGAGGACCAGCUGACUCAAGGCUCGAAGGUGGCCUUGGACACGUCCUUUGUUCCGAACACGGGCAAGAAGAGCGGCAAGCUGAAGACGGGCUACAAGCGCGACUACGUCAACCUGGGCUGCGACGUGGACUUCGAGGGGCCCGUCGUCCACGCCGCCGCCGUGCUGGGCUACGAGGGCUGGCUGGCCGGAUACCAGAUGGCCUUCGACACGGCUAAGUCCAAACUGGCUCAGAACAACUUCGCCCUGGGGUACAAGGCCGGCGACUUCCAGCUGCACACCAACGUCAACGACGGCACAGAGUUCGGCGGCUCAAUUUACCAGAAAGUCAACGAGGCGCUGGAGACGGCCGUCACCUUGGCCUGGACCGCCGGCAGCAACAACACUCGCUUCGGCAUCGCCGCCAAGUACAAAGUGGACGCCGAGACGUCCGUGUCCGCCAAAGUCAACAACGCGAGUCUCAUCGGCGUCGGAUACACGCAGAGCCUCCGACCAGGCGUCAAGGUCACGCUGUCGGCGCUCAUUGACGGAAAGAACUUCAACGCCGGAGGUCACAAGGUGGGCAUGGGCUUCGAGCUGGAGGCGUAGAACCACAACCUGAAGAAGAAGAAGAAGAAAAACCACUACCGCGUAGCUAGCUCCCCCCUCUCGUCCCCAAAUCCCACGCGAGCAUGUUGACUGUGUUGAUUGUCGUCGUUGUGGUGCUGCCGCUUGCUCCUCACCGAGAACUUUGACUGACCGCGUAUGCUAAGUUGUGACACUUCCGGUGGAGGGUUGCCGUGACGACCAGACUUGAGACAAAGAGUACAAACUGCGCAGCGGAAUCGUUGCAUAGUUUUGCUUCUCGACACGAUUGUUUUCAUCUGGUCGAACGACGUCUAUGUUCCGUUUUCACCGUCCUCGUCGCCCCUCGAAACGCCUUUUUUUGGUCGUCACUGUCAGAUUUCAGUUUUUCCAUGUCGACUAGGGUAACUAUUAUUAAAUAUAUUUCAAACGGA